This is a messenger RNA of Alosa alosa (allis shad), 2000 nucleotides long. RefSeq lists its product as uncharacterized. NCBI's taxonomy places the organism in Eukaryota, Metazoa, Chordata, Actinopteri, Clupeiformes, Clupeidae. The record is from RefSeq and is a predicted model, not a curated record. The coding region runs from base 747 to 1259 and encodes 170 amino acids. The transcript is spliced from 4 exons.
CAAUCCAUCAAAUGGGAAAGGACAGGAUGGCAAAAAGGCAACAAUGAAUUUCAUUUGAUUUAGAUUGCACAUUUGAAGGGCUCUUUUAUGAUUCAUUUGCCUUGUCAUCAUUGUGAAUAAAUAGUGAGCCCACUGCAGAAUGAAGUGAGUUCACUGAGACCCUACUGAGACAGCAGUCUUCAUUGUGUGAUCAGAUUUUGGAAUCAUGAGUCGUGGGUGGGCUGUGUGGUGCCAAGGUCAAGUGCUGCCUUAGGGAAGUUGGAUGAUGUCACAAUGGUUUCACAGUAACUGUCACAGUCACAGAAAUAUGGUGAAUGAGUGAUGCAACACUGGCGUUAUUAAUGGUGAAUUCUGACUCUAGAUCAGUCAGCUUUCUCUAUCUGACGAACAGAAGAGAACAGCAGUAUGGCAAAAAAGUAAGUCUGUCCCACACAUAUAACCAUCAAGCAUAUGAAAAGUGCCAUCAUGACCUGUUAUAACCGUGAUGAUGCUUACUGUGAAACCUUAUAGAGCCUGUGGCAGCUUACAGAGCAGAUGUGUCCUUCACUUGCUUAAUCUAUUUCUAAUUAGCAACCGAGUUAUUACACUGUUAAUGGACUAUGUUCUGUAAACACAGACUUUACAUUACACAAGUGUCUGUCAUUCAGGCGGUUUAAGAUUUGAGAAAUGUAGUAAUUGUUCGGUUGUUUCUGUGGGCCCCAGAACAUGUGUGUUUGCUUUCCUCAGAAUGAUUUGACAAAUAAUGAAUGAGUUGUCUUGAUGAGACUAAGCAACACUUUUGUUGUAGCAAAGCUGUGGGGAGCACAUUCUAUCAGCCUGUCAGCAAAGAUGAGGUCAUUAGUCCGCUCGCCAAAGAGAUCUACCGAAGGGCAAAAGUUUUAGAUUCUCAGGAGAUCUGGAACAUCCUGAGGGCUGAGUCUGAAUCAAAGCUUGCUCAGCUGCCAAUGUCUUCACUUCUCAAGUUGCUGGAUGAGCAGCAGAAGUGUAAGCUCAUGGCGGAGGAGAAGGACCGCACCGUGCUGCAGAGGUGUCGGGUCAUGCUCAUGUACAAAGCAUCUCAGUUCCACCACGACCGCACCACUUUGCUGAUCACCAACAACCCACUGCAGACCGCUGAUGACCCUACUGGACCCAGCAGCCCCGCUAGAUACCUACACCACGACACUGACCAUCCCACUAGAUACCUGCACCCCGACACCAUCCCCAUAGCCCAGGUGACCAUCCCACUAGAUACCUGCACCCCGACACUCUCCCCAUAGCCCAGGUGACCGUCAUCAACUUACAGGAUCAAUCGGACUGAGCGACUCGCCAAACCUACAGUAUUGCUCUACUCAGCGUUCUGAACGUUGUGUGUUGACAUCAGAGGCAGUUAGGGUUCCGGUCCAGACAGGUCCUCUAUUAGAGCCCCGCCCACAUAGCGUGCCGAGUGGACGACAGAGAGAGAGACAAACAGUGCUGCAGUGAUCAGCUGCCAACACCUCCUGAGAGAGGUAGAGAUGUGCUGAUAUGAGAUGCACUCAGAGAUAUCCUUUUCUGCUCUAAAACCAUCCCUUAGGGUUUCUUUAGAGCACUCAGAGAUAUCCUUUUCUACUCUAACACCAUUCCUCAGGGUUUCUUUAGAGUCAUAAAUCUGAACCAAAGCACAAUAGUCUGAGAGAUGCACUCCAGGAUAUAGCUCACUGUCUACACGAAAAACGACUCAAUCUGAAACAUUUUUGUUGUUUUGGUACAUGAACAGCUGUCUCUGAACUGUUUACCUAAUAAUGAUGUAAACAUCCUCUGUUAAGCAUUUUAACCCUUGUUGUCAUAGCAUUUUCAUUUGAUAUCUAUUAUCUUUGAGUACAGACCAAACUAUAAGUAAACAUAUUGUCAAAGUCCAAACCUUUGGACCGCACUGAAUACGUGGCCUACUGGUUAGCGCUUCGGACUUGGAACCGGAGGGUUGUCGGUUCGAUCCCCGACCAGUAUGCACGGCUGAAGUGCCCUUGAGCAAGGCACCU